GCCUUGCCUGGCGCCGGACAGCGACGCCGCGAGGCGCACGGAGUUUGUCAACCGCAUGGAGACCGCAGUGCAGGGGGCGGUGACUGAAGCCCGGAGCAGGAGCUGGAAAACGCUGAUGUACGACGCCCGGCCCUGUCAGCAUGGCUGUCACGAUGCGGUGCUGCGCGUGGCGGUCGAGACCCUCUGGGACUCUGGGAUACUUUCCUUGGGGAACUCCGACGCCCUGGCGCUCACGGUGCUUCAGGGCGCCUUGGCCUCCUGCUUCCCCAACUUGACGGAGAAAUCCGGGGCCGAGUUGGCCGGCGAGGCUCUCCUUCGCUUUCAGAGUCCCGUGCCGGAGACUCCCGCGCUUUAUGGCGACUGCACCAAGGCGCAAAAGUGUGCGGGCACCGGCGUCCAGUGCUAU
Messenger RNA from Symbiodinium sp. CCMP2456, 406 nucleotides. The record is from the annotation of a GenBank genome assembly. Lineage: Eukaryota; Dinophyceae; Suessiales; Symbiodiniaceae.